AUUCCUGGCGCCCGCGCCCCCCGCCUCUGCCCCGCAGUGCGGCCGCGCGUGCGCCUGGGCCCCAGCAUCUCGCACCGCCCGGUUGCUGUGGAAACCGCAGAAGGAGGCUGCGUCCGCAGACCUAGCUGUGAGCUGUACCGAGGCCCGGGCAUGGAGCUGCCGGAUCCGGUCCGCCAGCGGCUGGGAAACUUCAGCCGGACCGUGUUCAGUGACUCCAACCGGACCGGGCCAGAGUACAGCGAGGGUCCGGAUAAUGAAAUGGUGUCCAGUUUGGGAUUGCAAAUGUCACUUUAUUUUAACACUUACUUUUUCCCACUUUGGUGGAUAAGCAGCAUUAUGAUGCUUCAGAUGAAGUAUUCAAUCUUGCCUGAUUACUACAAAUUCAUCGUGGUCACUGUUAUCAUCCUAAUAACCUUAAUUGAAGCUAUCAGGUUAUAUCUGGGCUACAUGGGGAACCUACAGGAAAAGGUUCCUGAGUUGGCUGGCUUUUGGCUUUUGAGCCUUUUAUUGCAGCUGCCUUUAAUUCUCUUCUUGCUCUUUAACGAGGGCCUAACAAAUCUGCCCUUGGAAAAAGCGAUACACAUCAUCUUCACUUUGUUUCUUACUUUCCAAGUUGUUUCAGCCUUUCUUACCCUGAGGAAAAUGGUAAAUCAGUUGGCAACUCGUUUCCACCUCCAAGACUUUGACCGGCUCUCUGCAUACAGAGGGGGCAUGAGAAGAAUGAGAUCCUGUAUAGAAGAGAUUUGACCCAAUGCUGUUGAGUGAAAAAAUGCAAGAUCAGCUCUUCUACCAGACUGUAAGAGGAAAACCUUAGAGUUCUAGCAUGAGAAGGAAGACAAAGCAAGUGUUUUGAACUGUAUAUUCUCUAGAUCUGAAAUUCCAAAGUUGGGGGCAAUGUUGAGACUGUAUAUGAAAGUAGUAAGUCAACUCUAAAUACCUAAAGCCUAGAUAUUGUCCACGUGGUGCCAAUUAUCUUAAUAUUUUUGUCAUUGACUUUUUAGAUGUGUAGAAACCAGUGUUGGUAGUCACAGGUUACCUGCUUUACAGGACUAUUUCUUGUUAGCACCUAAAACUACAAAUGUGUAUAUUUGUUUUAAACUUGCUGGCUGUUCAUGUCUUGGCAGUACAUUUGAAGCACAAGGCAAUUCUUAUCAAUAUUCUGGUGUAUUAAACUGUAUUUGUAAAUCAAGGUACCAAAUUUUCAUGUAUGCUAGGAUUAAAUUCUAACGCUCCUCCUAGCUUUUAUGUUGAAGUUUAAAAACAGGUGGAUUAUCAUGGUAUUUUGAAAAUCAUAAAAUUGUAAUUUUCAUAAAACGAUGUUCAGUAUUUAUAGUGGUGGUAUGCAAGAUAUCUUUAUAAUAAAUUAUGAAAUAUUGAUGUUAAA
Messenger RNA from Mustela lutreola (European mink), 1384 nucleotides. RefSeq names its product transmembrane protein 17 (gene TMEM17). The transcript is spliced from 4 exons. Gene Ontology annotation, cellular component: ciliary transition zone. Gene Ontology annotation, biological process: non-motile cilium assembly. Lineage: Eukaryota; Metazoa; Chordata; Mammalia; Carnivora; Mustelidae. The record is from RefSeq and is a predicted model, not a curated record. The coding region runs from base 151 to 747 and encodes 198 amino acids.